Messenger RNA from Anthonomus grandis grandis, 2490 nucleotides. Its product is annotated as protein germ cell-less. Gene Ontology annotation, biological process: germ cell development. Gene Ontology annotation, molecular function: protein binding. NCBI's taxonomy places the organism in Eukaryota, Metazoa, Arthropoda, Insecta, Coleoptera, Curculionidae. The record is from RefSeq and is a predicted model, not a curated record. The coding region runs from base 327 to 1799 and encodes 490 amino acids. The transcript is spliced from 8 exons.
GACAGCUGUUGAAAACUCUUAUUUGUGGUUCUGGUUCCCGAAGGAAAAGUUUGAUGUCUGAUCAAUGUUCUUCGGAACUGUGUGUUUUUUAUAAAAGAUCUAUGUUUUAAUGGUUUCAUUAAAAAAAUUGGCUCAUUUUCAUUGCCUGAAUUAAUUUUUUCCCAGCGUAUCGAACAAGAUGAAACGUGAAUAACAUCAAUGUCUUCAACAAUUUGUGGGUAAACACAAAGAAAACAUCGUUUUCCAAAAAACAGGGGCUUUUCCUUUAAAAAACAUUAUAUUAGAUAAUAUUGCUGCUGCUUGACCGACUGCCAUAAUAGUCCAUUAUGGGUGGAACUUUUUCAACCUUAGGGGUUGUUGAAAAUGUAAAAAGCUUUGUCACUGGAAGGAAGAGGAAACUUUCAGAGACUGACGAUGAAACCAGUAAAGUCAUUGAAAUUGCAUUACAUACACCAAAAAAAAAAAAGUUGCUAUGUACAGCAAAAUACAUCUACCAAGCACUAUUUGUUGAAGGAAAAAACUCUGAUGUUACAGUGUGUGCCCUGGGCAAAGAGCACUACUUGCACAGAGUCUAUUUGUGCCAAAGUCCAUAUUUUGCGAGUAUGUUUGGGGGAUCUUGGCUAGAAACAACACAGAAAUAUAUUACUAUUGAUGUGGUUGAUCCUCAGAUCACUCUAGAGUCUCUGCAAGUUGUCUUUGGUUCUCUAUACCUGUCAGACAUUGCUCUAAAUCCUUUAGAAAUAGUACCUAUUUUAGCUACAGCAACAAUGUUUCAAUUGGACGGCCUUAUUGAGCAAUGUACAGAGGUUAUGCUGGAAACUAUUAAUCCAAAAACUUCGUUGGACUACUAUAAUGCAGCCUGUCAGUACGGAGAUCGAAAACUUCAAGAAGCAUGCAUUCGCUGGUUUCUUGUAAACCUUAUGUCAUAUUAUUAUAGUAAUUCUGAGACUGAAAUAAGAACGAUACCAAUAUCCCUUAUGACAAAACUCGUUGGUCAUCCAGAUUUGUUUACAAUACAAACAGAAUAUUCAAUUUAUGUUAUGCUUAAAUUUUGGAUAUAUGCCAUUAAACAUCCUGAAGUAGAAAGAAUACAAACCAGUGCUAUAAAUAACUUUUUUGCAAACCGUACUAAUAAAACCCCUUUUCUGUACACAUCGGAGGGAAAGAAAUAUAUUCCAGUAUUUCAGGAGUUGAGAUUACAGAAUCUCAUUUCCCAUCAGCUUGAUAUUGUGUUCAUUCUUAAGGAUAACAUUAUUCCAAAAUCUUGGAUGAAUCCUGUUGUUCUUCAGCAAUGGAAGAACGUGUUACGGGUCAAUCAAAAUGAAGAAAAAGGACCAGUUAACGUACCAGAUGAUUUUUUCUUAAGAGAAAGCCUUCGGUGUGGACGGAUUAUUACGUCAAAAGAAAGGCAUGUGUGGAGGUGGACAGGAUUUCAUUUCGGUUUAGAUUUAUUGAUGAUAACUCAUGACAAUACUGUAUCAGUGAAGAGAAACCAUAGAUCUGAAUUUGAGCAGCUUUUGAGUUUUCAAACUAACAGAUAUGUAGCUCUAAGGAUAACAGUAGCGCAGCUUAACGAACAAAGACAAAUAACCUAUAUAAAACAAUCGGACAUUCAAAAGAUAAAUCUGACGAAAGGAGAAGAGGUUACAGUGAUGACGUUUAAAAUGGAUGUGGUGUAUCCGUUAAUAAUCUCCGCGAAUAUCUUGUAUGUUACGCCGGAACCAUUACAGAACAAAAGCGAUCAAUUGUCCACAUGGAAUGAGCUGCCGUCAUGCAACGCGGGUAGUGUGUCCGAUUGAUAAUUAGUCUGCAGGUGUAUGUCAUAAUUAAGUUAAAUAUGUCUUUAAGAGUAUCUCCAAUUAGAUUUACAAGUAUUUGUAUUUGCUUCGGUUGUGGGUUAAAUUGAGUUAUCUUUAGACCUGUGUAUGGCAAGUACGUGCCAUUAUAUCUGUUAUGGAACCCUUUAAAUCACUUACUUAAAGGCUUAAUCGAAGUUUGUUGGCUGUUUUUCUAGGUAGGUAUAAGGGACGUAAAUGGUUACCUUUAGAAAUAAUUUAUAUGAGUUUAAGCAGCAAAUAAUAAUAAUAUGGAUUAUUAUUUCAGUAAGUAAUGAAAAGACAUAUUAUUUUGCUAGUUAAGGGUAGUUACGCAAAAAGGACGCAAUAGAAAAAAUAAAAUUUAAAGGAAAUAUAUUUAAAGUUAAAUGUUAUGUAAAAUUCAGAACAUUAUAGGUGUAAUAUUAUUAUAUGGGGAUAUAUGGUAAUGUUUCUAUAAAUAGAUAAAUAUUGAAAAAGUUGUUUUUCAUCUUAAUUUAACAGAUGUUGGCCUGUAUUUGGAAACCUAGAUUUACCCGAAAACAAGAAAAAAAGGUAAUUUUCACAUAAAAAAAAACGCUUUAAUAGUUUUAUUGUAAAAUCAUUAGUAUUAUUGGAAAACAAACCUGAAAUAACAUAUUAAUAUCCCACUUUUUCUUCUUUUAUGUCUUUAUCU